AUGGAGCCAGACACGGAGCGAGCCGUGCCCACCUCGAAAGAGGGGCUCAAACAAAUCGCAGGGAAGGCCCUGGGGAAGCUGCACAGGAGGCUGGAGAAGCGUCAGCAGACAGGUGAGGCCAUCGAGCUGACGGAGGAUGGGAGACCCCGGGAGGACCAGGAGCGGAAGACGCCCCUGUGCGACUGCACGUGUUUCGGGCUGCCGCGCAGGUACAUCAUCGCCAUGCUGAGCGGCCUCGGCUUCUGCAUCUCCUUCGGCAUCCGGUGUAACCUGGGUGUGGCCAUCGUGAGCAUGGUGAACAACCACACCAUCCACGUGAACGGCGAGAUCAUCAUCAAAGAGAAAGCAAAAUUCAACUGGGGCCCAGAGACGGUGGGGAUGAUCCAUGGCUCCUUCUUCUGGGGCUACAUCGUCACUCAGAUUCCAGGAGGGUACAUCUCCUCUAGAUUGGCCGCAAACAGGGUUUUCGGGGCUGCCAUCGUGCUGACGUCCAUCCUGAACAUGCUCAUCCCCUCCGCCGCUCGCCGGCACUAUGGCUUGGUCAUCUUUGUGAGGAUAUUGCAAGGGUUGGUGGAGGGAGUCACUUACCCAGCAUGCCACGGGAUCUGGAGCAAGUGGGCGCCACCUCUGGAGAGAAGUCGUCUGGCAACCAUUUCCUUCUGUGGAUCUUAUGCUGGCGCGGUGAUAGCGAUGCCUAUGGCUGGGAUCAUGGUCCAGUACACGGGGUGGUCCUCUGUCUUCUACGUGUACGGAUGCUUUGGGAUUGUUUGGUACAUGUUCUGGGUCUUGGUGUCCUAUGAGAGUCCAGCUGAGCACCCGACCAUCACCGUCGAGGAGCGGCAAUACAUCGAGGAGAGCAUCGGGGAAGGUUGCCAGCUGAUGGGCGCAAUGGACAAAUAUAAGACCCCCUGGAAGAAGUUUUUCACCUCCAUGCCCGUCUAUGCAAUCAUCGUGGCCAACUUCUGCAGGAGCUGGACGUUCUAUCUGCUCCUCAUCAGCCAGCCUGCAUACUUUGAAGAGGUGUUUGGUUUUGAAAUCAGCAAGGUUGGAGUCGUGUCGGCUCUACCCCACCUGGUCAUGACCAUCAUCGUGCCCUUAGGUGGCCAGUUGGCCGACUAUCUGCGGACCCACAACAUUAUGUCCACCACCACGGUCCGAAAAAUCAUGAACUGUGGAGGCUUCGGGAUGGAGGCCACUUUCUUAUUAGUGGUUGGUUAUUCUCACAGUAAGGGGAUGGCUAUCUCCUUCUUAGUUCUGGCCGUGGGUUUUAGUGGUUUUGCAAUAUCAGGUUUCAAUGUCAACCAUUUAGACAUCGCUCCACGCUAUGCCAGCAUCCUCAUGGGUAUAUCCAACGGUGUGGGAACCCUGUCUGGGAUGGUCUGCCCUCUAAUAGUGGGCGCAAUGACAAAGAACAAGACCAGGGAAGAGUGGCAAUAUGUCUUCCUCAUCGCUGCCUUGGUGCACUAUGGGGGCGUGAUUUUCUAUGGGAUCUUUGCAUCUGGGGAGAAACAGCCAUGGGCCGACCCCGAGGAAACCAGCGACGAGAAGUGCGGCUUCAUCGAGGAGGAUGAACUGGCGGAGGAGACGGGUGACAUCACGCAGAGUUACGGCGCGAUGGGUGGCCCGGCAAAAACCUACGGGGCCACUUCGCAGCUCAACGGAGGUUGGGUGUCGGACUGGGAUAAGACUGAGGAGUAUGUGCAGGAACCGGCAGGAAAGAUAUACGCCGAGCGCGGCUACUCUUAA
This is a messenger RNA of Limanda limanda (common dab), 1746 nucleotides long. Its product is annotated as vesicular glutamate transporter 2.1-like. Bases 1 to 1746 code for a protein of 581 amino acids. Gene Ontology annotation, molecular function: neurotransmitter transmembrane transporter activity; L-glutamate transmembrane transporter activity. The transcript is spliced from 12 exons. NCBI's taxonomy places the organism in Eukaryota, Metazoa, Chordata, Actinopteri, Pleuronectiformes, Pleuronectidae. Gene Ontology annotation, cellular component: synaptic vesicle membrane; excitatory synapse. Gene Ontology annotation, biological process: synaptic transmission, glutamatergic; neurotransmitter loading into synaptic vesicle; regulation of synapse structure or activity. The record is from RefSeq and is a predicted model, not a curated record.